AUGGCUUUCCCACCACCAAUACCCUAUCCGACCCAACAGGUGGCUCCAGUUCCACGAUAUAGUCCAAUCUACACACACGACGGAAUCAGUGACUCAACCUCGACACCCACAACAACCACGCUUGAUCAAGCCACGCCACUGCAACGAGAGAUUUACGACAUGGUUGGACGCAGUGAAGAGCCAAGCCACUACAGCAACAGGUUACGCGCGAUGCAAGACACCCUCGCGGUACCAUCGGCUCGGUCGCCUGAGCUGCAGCAACUGAGCUGUGUAACAUGUCGCCGCAGGAAGGUCAAGUGCAAUAGGAGGGACCCAUGCUCGAACUGUGUCAAAACAGGAAUAGCUUGUGUUUUCCCAGCAUCUGCAAGAAGAUUCGAGAGGGCAAGCAAACCACCGAAGAUAGAUGUCAUCGACCGUCUUAAGCGAUUAGAAGAUAUGGUCAAAAAUAUCCAGCAUCCUGUAUUCCCGGAGACAACAAGCUCACCAAUGGAUACAGCUGGCAAUGGCAUAGUCACGGCAUUCGAGAAGUGCCCUUUCUUUGACACAGACCCCCGAGUGACUCGGCAGAAGCAUGGUUCCCCGGAAGAGUUCGGACGAUUGAUGGUUGACAAUGGUUGCAGUCGGUACAUAAGUAACCGGCUAUGGGCAAGUCUAAGUGACCAGAUAGAUGAAUUGCACGACCUUUUGGUACCUUCAUCUUCCCAUAUCGACGAAUAUCUCUCUCCGGAUAAUGUUCAUCAUGGCGAUCAACAUUAUGACUGUUUUCUCUUCGGAUUUAAUUCCGUGGCACAUACGCUGGCCAACUAUCACCCACAACCAGAGCAGCUGUUGAGCUUGUGGGAUAACUAUCACCGCAAUGUAGCCCCGCUACUUAUGAUUAUCCACCCGGAAACUAUAAAAGAGGUUUUCCUUAAAUUCCACGUUGGGCCAAUGUCCCUGGACAGCGAUUCUGAAUGUCUUCUCUUUGCUGUUUACUUCUCAGCUUCCGUGAGCAUGGGUGCCGAUCAAUGUGUUUUGGAACUCGGAGAUACAAAGGAAGCAAUGACCAGCCACUUUAGAUUUGCCACGGAACAGGCAUUUGUUCGAGCAGAUCUCACCAGUUCUAAAAGCUUGAUGUUAGUACAGGCCGCUGUCCUCUAUCUGAAAAGCUUGCGUGCGUUGGAGCAGAUGCGGGCUGUAUGGACAAUGACGUCCAUUGUGAUCCGUCUGGCUACAGGCCUGGGCUUACACAGGGAUGGUUCUGCAUUCAACCUACAACCUUUCGAUGUCGAGAUGCGGCGCCGCCUAUGGUGGAGUAUCUGCAUUCUGGAUAUUCAAACUGCAGAAGAUCAAGGCACGGAUCCGAUGAUUCAUGAUGUGUUGUAUGACACUCAGCUUCCGAUGAACAUCAAUGAUGAGGAAAUUCGCCCUGGUAUGAAGGAUAUGCCUCGUGAGAAUGCUGGCCACACUAGCUUGACUUAUUUUCUUCUUCAAUGCGAAGUGGCUUUGGCCACGCGCCGAUUGACCUACUAUCUCCCCGGGAAUCCCUGUUCCGCCUUACAGACGAUUGAAGAACGCCAGGCGCUUCUCCAGGACCUUGAUAGGCGCCUCAAUGAGCGCUAUGUCCGCCAUCUCGAUACAGCAAACCCACUGCAUUGGGCUUGCAGCAAACUUGUCGACACAGCUGUUGCCAAACUUUCGCUUAUAAUAUACCAGCCGUUGGACAAAACGCAAAGCAUUGCCUCAUUACCCAAGACAUACAAAGCAGGCUUCUGCUUAAAGCCGUCGAAAUGGAAAUGGGAAUUGCAAGCACACACUCCCUGGUAUGCCGUUGCUUAUGUUCUGGCUGAGCUAUGCCACAGCCGGGAGAGCUUGGAAAUGGAACGUGCGUGGUCGUCGGUGUCUAAAAUCUUCAAAGAUUGGCAAGUACAUGCGUUUAGGCAAAACAGGCCUUUGUGGCGACCGUUAUCGAGACUUAUGAUGAGAGCAGCAUCUUGUCGGGACAACCAAAAGGAAGAUGCAAUGCAGCCAGGCAUAAUAUUGGAUGGUUCAGUCUUCCGGAAGCAAUUGUCAGAUCCGGACAAUUCUAUAUUCGCCGCAGAUGCUUGUUCUUAUUUCAAUCAGCCGAGUGAUGAAACACAACCCAAGAAUACCGUUACUCCCUGCUUCAGCAUGAUCCCCGCCAUGGGGUUGGAACAACCAUCAGAAAUAUUUGGCGGGUUCGAUCCCUUGCAGCCUGAGCUCUGGAGUUGCGGCUUGCCAAUGUAA
Penicillium mononematosum is the source of this 2247-nucleotide messenger RNA. RefSeq lists its product as uncharacterized. The record is from RefSeq and is a predicted model, not a curated record. Lineage: Eukaryota; Fungi; Ascomycota; Eurotiomycetes; Eurotiales; Aspergillaceae. The transcript is spliced from 3 exons. Gene Ontology annotation, biological process: DNA-templated transcription; regulation of DNA-templated transcription. The coding region runs from base 1 to 2247 and encodes 748 amino acids. Gene Ontology annotation, molecular function: DNA-binding transcription factor activity, RNA polymerase II-specific; DNA binding; zinc ion binding.